Molecule: messenger RNA, 4426 nt
Organism: Amoebophrya sp. A120
Lineage: Eukaryota; Dinophyceae; Syndiniales; Amoebophryaceae
Source: the annotation of a GenBank genome assembly
UUCUACAAACCGCACCACACCUGGCGCCGCAUUUCAACUCCAAGAAUGUUGUGAACAUGAUAACGGAGGCGGAGGACAAGGCGGUGCAUGCCCACAUCAAGCUGUGUCGAACGUUGCUCGACGCGGAAAACGUUUUGUUUGACAAAAGCCAGCGGUUGGUGGAGCUGUAUCAGCCGAUUCAUGAUCAUUUUUAUCGUGCAGGACGAGAGAAACAGCGGCCAUCAACAACUUCCAGUCAGAGAAGACUCUUCCGUUCCGCGCACCGGCUGCCAAACCUGCUGAUCCAGCACAAACUCGACCUACGGACACUGGUUGAAGCGACGGGAGAGAAGCUUGGUGAUGCCCGAGCCGCAGAUCCGCACGGGGAGAACAAAGACUGGGUAGCUUGGCAGGCUGGACAGUUUUUGCAAGAGGAAAGUUCUGUUUACCCACUGGAAGGACACGGAGAUAAUCAAAAUGAUCCUUCGAUGCAGUGUGCAACUGCUGUCGGGACAAGGGCCGCUGCGGAGACCAGCGGGGGCGGUGGUGGCGCAGCGAUUGCAGUGAAAAAACACACGGACGCCUGCGAAAUCGAAAAGAACGGUACAGGGUUCGUGUAUAAACUGUUUGAUAGAAGUUGUGAUGCUGAUGUCUCUGUAGAUGAUGAUGAUGAUCAUGAUGUAGUAGUUGAUCCCGUAGUUUCCACCCGCGCGCCCUACUAUCCACAGAUCCUUGAAGCACUGUGCGAGCUUUCCCUUUGCCUGUGACUUGACCUAUCAGUGGUAUAGCAACUUCAUUUGUGGGGCUUUUACAUUCAUCUGAGCGCUUUUCUCCGCUCAUUUUGAUUCCCUGCAAUUGGAACAGAAAUUUGAUGUUUCUUUCUUUCGCCUUCCGUUUCCGCCCUUGCGCUCCUUCAAUCGCAAUUUCUGAAUGGGUUCAAUUGUACCCAGCCACAGAUCCUUGAAGCACUGUGCGAGCUUUCCGUUUGCCUGUGACUUGACCUAUCAGUGGUAUAGCGAAUUUCACCAUGCGGAGCUUCCUAUUUGAACGGUCUCUGCUCCGUUCAAGCGUCUCUCUGUAGGUGGAACAUAAUUGUUGACUUAUUAUUUCUAUGCGCCUUCCGCCCCUUGCUGCUUCCUGCGAGGUCCUGUAUUUUCCACAUGAUUUCCCCAGAACUUCUUGGAGUGGGUGCACUAUUAUUACCUUUACGCACCUGUCUCGACCUAGCUCUGGCACAGCAACUGAUGUAGUACAUUGGUCGGAGGUUUUGCCACGCGCAUGCGCUCACUCGCAUGCUUGCGUUUUAUGACCUCCGAACAUGAUGACGUUGACGAUCCUCUUUCUUACGCAGGCUAUCAUGAUCCUCAGCGAAACACUACAGAUCUGAAAUUUUUGCAGAAGUCAUCAGUUCAUCUCGACGAAAAGGAUGAUUGGAUCACUUGGGACACCUUCUGAACAGCUUUCGCGAACAAGAAGUUUAGUAAUGUGAACAACUACGUGACCGCCCCAGUCUGAUAUUGUCUAGUUUUCUUUUGCUUUUGCAGCUUUCCGUUUCUUGCGCCUUUCUUGCAUGAUUGUCUUUGUCAGGAUGAUUGGAUCACUUGGGACACCUUCUGAACUAAGCUUUCGCAAGCAAAAGGUUUAGUAAUGUGAACAACUACGUGACCGCCCCAGUCUGAUUUCAUUAGUGUUUCUACUUACGGCUGUGGUUAUUUUUGUUGUACUUACAUUGUUAUGCAUAUGCAGCUGGUUCUUUGUGUAUGUGUUUCAUCAUGAUGAUUGGAUCACUUGGGACACCUUCUGAACUAAGCUUUCGCAAGCAAGAGGUUUAGUUAUGUGAACAACUACGUGACCGCCCCAGUCUGAUUUUCUGGUGUUUCUCCUUACAGCUGUGGUUUCCUCUCUACUACUCGUACUCCCAUGCGCUCCUACCAGCUGGCUCUUUGUGUUUCCUCAUGAUGAUUGGAUCACUUGGGACACCUUCUGAACUAAGCUUUCGCAAGCAAGAGGUUUAGUUAUGUGAACAACUACGUGACCGCCCCAGUCUGAUUUCAUGUAUGUAUAUGUAUUCCAGUUUUUACUCUUUAGCAUGCGUGUUUUCUUUCCUUCUGAUUCUUUGCGUUUCAUUAUGAUGAUUGGAUCACUUGGGACACCUUCUGAACUAAGCUUUCGCAAGCAAGAGGUUUAGUUAUGUGAACAACUAUGUGACCGCCCCAGUCUGAUAAACUUUUUCGAGAUCGCAAAGAAGCAGAUGAGCAAAAUAACAGAGCGUGGUCUUUGCGUUGUUGUACGGUUCUACUUCAUUUGAAGUGUCGCCCAGCGAUUUUUCAUCGUUUUUGAUCUUUCCCAGCUCUGCUCGAGAAUCCGCGUCCCGUACGAAAGUCGAAGUCCUCGACUCAGUUCCAUUCUCCACCUCGCCACGGCAUCUUGACCGACCGAAAAUUAUCCAUUUCUUGCUCCUCCUUGUCUUCGGCAGAGUCUCAUCUCUUCGCGCAUAGAACUCUCUUCGCUCAUCUGCUUUAUUUGUGGAAUCCUUCCUGCUUCUUCCUUCGCAACGAGAACACGUACGACCAUACGACCUACCUUCAGCGGGAUAAGAAAAUCUUUUUCCGGAUCAACGGCUGCGCCUCGCUUCGUUCUUAGUGUGAGAUGAUUUAGCUUCUUCUGAAAAAUAAAGCGGAUUUGUUAUUUUCUCUCUGUCCUUGCCUGAAAAUCCUUUCCUGACGCGACCUUCAGGUUCGGUGGUUUCUUCUGGUGAGUUUCACCCUCCGGACCGAAUACAACCAGAAAUAACGGGAGCCACUGCGUCUACAGCAUCUGCUCCGUCUCUCCUCGAACACGACGAACCUUCACCUUCCCGUCCACUCUUCCUCUCCACCAUUUCUGACCACGCCACCCGGAUGCGCAUGGCGUUGCAAGCCCGUUUGGAGCAGAUAGAAACCGAGAAGAGUCUUUCCGAGCUACGAAAAAACCACAUCUUCCACCGGGAAAAUCUUCUUCAACAACAGGCCGCCUUCUGGAAGCAGGAGCGGCAGGGGCUGCAGAUCGAAACGGAGAAGCAAAUUGAACACUUGGAGCACAAAGUGCAGCAGUUGGAACGCGUCCGCGAGGAGGUGCGGAUCAAGGUGAGCGAGAUCUUUUCCGUGAAGCAGGAAUUGCUUCUCGACUGGGGCGUCUGCGUCCGCGAUCAUGAGGCGGGUAACGGUGGGUUCGGAUUUGGGCACGACGGAGGUCGUGGUGCAGAAGGAGGACCUGGUGGCGCAGGUCUGGCAUCAAGUCUUAAUUCAACAUCCUCGUCCAGGACGGACUCUUCUUCUGAGAAUGACACCUGCUCAGAUGCUAGUUUUGCGGGGAGUGAGAGUGUCAAGGAGCACGAAGACGGAGCGGACCGAGCAUCCGCUGCUGCUGCGCAAGUUCCCGCCGAGAAGACUACUGGUUCGUUUUCCCCUUCCUCUAGUACAGCUGGCUUGUUGAUGAAAAAGGAACAGAACAAAGUCGGUGAGGAGAACCUUCUGAAGCAACCUUCCCCUGUUUUGGUCCUGUCCGCAUCUUCCCCGACUCUGCUCGAAGAGCUCGGGAAGACGAAGAUGAACAACAACAGCAGCUCACCUUCUUCGCAUAGGCACAAAAAUUAUCCCGACGAGAAGAAACUGCAGUUUGUUGAUCACGCGCCGACGAGUAGUUUAGAUCAUGAAACCAACUACAGCUGCAAGAGGACGAUGAACUUUUCAACGACUUCAACAACUGAGGAAAACGAUACGCAUACGUCGUCCAAAAAUUUCAAACCGAUCACUACCGUCGCGACCCUCACCGCCGAAGUAGACACCGAGCUCGCGAUUUUGCGCGCGCGGCGCGCAUUUCUAUUGCAGCGGCAGGAGGACCGAAGGGAGGAACAGGAGGAAAGGGAACGAAAGCAGAGCCGCCUGGCGAAAUUGAGCGACAAGCAACGGGAGAAAUUCUACGAAAGGUACCGGCUGAAGAAGAGUGGUGGUGGUACCGUGGGCGACGACGAAAAGGCUAUCGGGGAGGAGAGACAAGCAGGACCAGUAGCUGGCCCGACUACAACGCGUUCGCUUGAUACAACGACCAAUACUCUCUUACAUGGUGGCGCUUCAGGUGCUGCAAAAGCACAGAGGAACCGAUCUCGCACUAGAAAAUGAGUAAGUAUGUAAGAAUUGAAGUUAAAAAAAUUGUGAAUGGCGUUGUGUACGGUAGUACGUGCGCAAAGCACACGACUGAGAGAAGAUAGCGGAGUGGUCCGCUGUUGUGAUGAGACGUCAACAAAGAGCAGAGCCUGACUGAACGGAUUUCACUACCGCCAGUUUUGCUUUGAUGUUCUGAUCGUCAAGGCUGGCUAACAUUUUACGUCGGGCCUCCGUUUGUGUUCCGCUCCAACGGUUGUAGACCCGUUCACGUUCUGAUCCCGAGCGAGUUGUAAAUCGAUUAG